AUGUCACCGCACAACGACGCACCUUCGCCUGCUUCGAGCUUCAACUCUCGUGCAGAGUAUCCAAUCCAUCACCAAGCUGUUCAAUCCAUCUACACCAUGAACCACUACAACGAAUUCGACACCAGCUCCAUCGAGUCCGGCGAUGUAGGUCUGAGACGAUCCUUGGUACCCGGCAUAUACGUUCCCACUGUUGCAUUCUUCGAUCCUGCCACUGACAACGUCGACGUGGGAACUACUGCCAACCACGCUGUGCGUCUCGCAAAAGCCGGUGUUGCUGGAAUCACCACGCAGGGAUCCAACGGCGAGGCAGUGCAUCUUUCCCACAAGGAACGCAAUUUGGUAACAAGCACAACCCGCAAGGCUCUUGAUGAUGCAGGCUUUGGGUACAUGCCACUCAUCGUCGGAUGUGGUGCUCAAUCUACCAGGGAGGCCAUCGAACUGUGUGAGGAGGCUGCUGCAGCUGGCGGAGACUAUGCCCUAGUGCUCCCUCCCGCUUAUUACCAAGGGUUGUUCUCCAAGGAGACUGUUGCAAGCUUCUUCCGGGAUGUUGCAACCACCUCGCCGAUCCCAAUACUCAUUUACAAUUAUCCCGGAGCUGUGUCCGGAAUGGACUUGAAUUCCGACGUCAUCAUCGACCUGGCGCAACAUCCAAACAUCGUCGGCUGCAAGUUGACUUGCGGUAACACUGGCAAGUUGAACCGCAUUGCAGCAGCUACACGUGCAGCCACUGUAUCUGAUCCCGGUUCUGGAUUCAUGUGCAUGGGCGGCUCUGUCGACUUCACUCUUCAAACCUUGAUUGGCGGUGGAUCCGGCAUCAUUGGGGGAAUGGCCAACAUUGCUCCGAAGGCGUGUGUCACACUUGUUGAGCUCUUCGAAGCGGGAAAAUACACAGAAGCACGCAAAUUGCAGGCCGUAAUCGCUCGUGGCGACUGGGCAGCCAUUCAGGGUGGCAUCAUCGGCACGAAAGCUGGCUUGAUGGCACAUUUCGGAUAUGGCGGUUACGCCCGCAAGCCUCUUCCGAGGCCCAGCAAAGAAGAGACCAACAAAUGGCGAGAAGCCUUUGAAGAAUUGGUUCGCGUAGAGAGCUCUCUAUGA
This is a messenger RNA of Didymosphaeria variabile, 1095 nucleotides long. RefSeq lists its product as uncharacterized. The record is from RefSeq and is a predicted model, not a curated record. Gene Ontology annotation, molecular function: 4-hydroxy-tetrahydrodipicolinate synthase activity. NCBI's taxonomy places the organism in Eukaryota, Fungi, Ascomycota, Dothideomycetes, Pleosporales, Didymosphaeriaceae. Bases 1 to 1095 code for a protein of 364 amino acids. The transcript has a single exon.